This is a messenger RNA of Sphaeramia orbicularis (orbiculate cardinalfish), 383 nucleotides long. RefSeq names its product S100 calcium binding protein, beta (neural) (gene s100b). The coding region runs from base 99 to 383 and encodes 94 amino acids. Gene Ontology annotation, biological process: positive regulation of canonical NF-kappaB signal transduction; positive regulation of cell population proliferation. Gene Ontology annotation, molecular function: RAGE receptor binding; S100 protein binding; calcium-dependent protein binding. The transcript has 3 exons. The record is from RefSeq and is a predicted model, not a curated record. NCBI's taxonomy places the organism in Eukaryota, Metazoa, Chordata, Actinopteri, Kurtiformes, Apogonidae. Gene Ontology annotation, cellular component: cytoplasm; nucleus.
CAGUAUAAAAGUUGCCGUCCAUCCGCUGCCUACACUCUCUGGAUUCAACACCAAGAAUUUCUGCCUGGACUCAGUCGGAGGUGAUAAAGUGCAUAACGAUGACCGACCUGGAGACUUCCAUGGCUACCAUCAUCGCCGUGUUCCAGAAAUACUCGGAAAGAGAAGGAGACAAACGCAAACUGAAGAAGAGCGAACUGAAGGAUCUGCUCCACGACGAGCUGCCAGACCUGAUGGCGCAUGUGAAAGACCAGGCCACGAUGGACAGCCUGAUGGAGAGUCUGGACUCCGACGGCGACGCUGAGUGCGACUUCCAGGAGUUCAUGACAUUCAUCUCCUCAGUAACCAUCUCUUGCCAUGAGUUCUUCGAGCACGAGGACGAGUAG